AUCUCCCUCGAAUCUCUGUUUCAGGUUUCAACCCACACACAUACACAAAAGCACAAGCUUUAAAUAUUAUUUAUGAUGGCUGAAGGAGAGAAAAGAAGAGGACUUAGCAAAUCUUGUGCCCUUCUCAUAGUGAUUGCUGGGAUAGAGAGAUAUGCAUUCAAAGGAGUUGCAUCAAACUUAGUGACAUAUUUAACUGAUGUGGUAAAGAUGAGCAAUUCAAGAGCAGCCACGACUGUUAACACCUGGAGUGGCUUCACUUUCAUGUUGCCUCUUUUCUCUGCUCCUUUCGCUGAUUCUUAUUGGGACAGAUUCUUCACCAUCCUUGCUUCUUCUUCUCUCUACUUUGUGGGACUAGUGGGAUUGACAUAUACGGCAUUUGAUGGGUCACGUUCCACUACUAAAACCAUUUCUCUUUACUUCCUCUACACUUCACUAAGCCUCAUCGCUCUCGGCUUAGGCGUCUUAAACCCAUCUCUCCAAGCAUUUGGUGCUGACCAGCUUGACCACGACCUAGACCACUACCACGACCACGACACAUCCUUAGAAGUCAAAUCGAACCGUAAGUCUCAGUUUUUCCAAUGUUGGUACUUUGGUGUCUGCGCCGGUAGUCUUUUAGGAGUCACCGUCAUGGCUUAUAUACAAGAUACAUUUGGUUGGGUUCUCGGUUUUGCAAUCCCAACCGCUUCCAUGUUAUUGUUGAUCCUCUUGUUCCUGUGUGGCUCUGGGGUUUAUGUGUAUGCUGAUCCGGGUCUAGACCUAAAAGCUAAACCAUUUCAACGGAUAUUAGAGUAUAUCAAAGGAGCAGUCUCGAGAAGAAGUAAGAUCACUCUUGUGAACGUCCAUGACUUGAAUGCCAUGGAGCUAGAGCUGCAAGAGAAGCCUCUAUGUAACUGUAGCAACACUGCAUCCACUACUACAAGCAAGACCUUAGCUAAUGAAAAAAGCUGCAAGAACAGUUUCUCAGGCCUCGAAACCGUGAAGCUUUUGCUUCGUCUCUUACCAAUAUGGACCAUGCUUCUAACCUUUGCAGUCAUAUUCCAACAACCAGCAACAUUUUUCACAAAGCAAGGUAUGGCUAUGAAGAGAAACAUCGGACCAAACUUCAAAAUCCCACCCGCAACACUACAAAGCACAAUUACUCUCUCUAUAAUCCUUCUCAUGCCGCUAUACGAUAAGAUCUUGAUCCCAAUAGCCAAGAAAAUAACGAAAAACGAAAAGGGUAUUCCUGUGAUGGAGAGAAUGGGAAUAGGGAUGUUCUUGUCCAUCAUUGCUAUCAUUAUCGCCGCAUUAGUCGAAAGGAAAAGACUAAUGAUAAGCAAGAAGAUGAAGACUUCACCAAACUCUUCAGACCCGUUGAGCAUAUUCUGGCUCUUGCCUCAGUACAUUCUACUAGGAGUCUCGGACAUUUUCACGGUCGUUGGCAUGCAAGAGUUUUUUUACAGCGAGGUUCCUGUUAGGAUGAGAACGAUGGGGUUUGCUUUGUACACGAGCGUGUUCGGUGUGGGGAGUUUUGUGAGCGCUGCGUUGAUCUCGGUCAUCGAGAGUUAUACAAAGUCAAGAGGUGAGAAACAUAACUGGUUUGCUGAUGAUAUGUCGGAAGCUAGACUUGAUAAUUAUUAUUGGCUUUUGGCUUUUACAAGUGGUAUUAGCUUUUUGAUGUAUAUUGUUAUUUGUAAGCAUUUUAAGAGUAGUACAAGUGGUGAUGAUCAAUGA
Brassica oleracea var. oleracea is the source of this 1713-nucleotide messenger RNA. RefSeq names its product protein NRT1/ PTR FAMILY 5.8. Gene Ontology annotation, biological process: transmembrane transport. Bases 73 to 1713 code for a protein of 546 amino acids. Gene Ontology annotation, cellular component: membrane. The record is from RefSeq and is a predicted model, not a curated record. The transcript is spliced from 3 exons. Gene Ontology annotation, molecular function: transmembrane transporter activity. NCBI's taxonomy places the organism in Eukaryota, Viridiplantae, Streptophyta, Magnoliopsida, Brassicales, Brassicaceae.